UUGGAAAAGUUUGCCUUGGUGAAGCACUCACCAUGGGGGGAACCUCGCUGUUAUUUGCUCUCUUGGUGUCUCUUCCUGCCCUGUCCCUGUGUGAUCCUCUAUACACAUUGACUGCUCCCAAUGUUUUGCGAAUUGAAAGUGAAGAAACUGUGAUUGUGGAAGCCCACAAUGUCAAUACUGAUAUUGAUGUUGAUAUUCAUUUGAUGACCUUCCCUGAAAGGCAGGUCUCAUUAUGUCAAACCAAAACACGUCUGACAUCAGCAAACAACUAUCUAGCUUCUGCCACUGUUAAGAUACCUGCAAAUAAACUUCCAAAGGAAUCCAGAAGAGGCCAGUUUGUAAUUUUGGAAGCAAAAUCAGGACUUUUUAAUUUGCAGAGUAUUAUCCUUAUUACACGUCAAACAGGACACAUCUUUAUCCAGACUGACAAACCAAUCUACACACCGACUCAAACUGUGCUUUAUCGUUUGCUCACGGUGGACAGUGAGCUGAAGCCAAGCAGAAACCCAACAGUUGUUGAAUUUGUGAAUCCCCAAGAUAUUGUCGUAGAACGGACUGAAGUCAUAAUCAAAGAUUCCACAGGAAUUACUGGAAGUACCUAUAAAAUACCAGAGGUUGUGAAUAUUGGAACAUGGAAGAUUUUUGCAAGUUACAAAGAUGCCCCUGACGCAAAUUUCACAACUCAAUUUGAAGUGAAGGAAUACGUGUUGCCAAGCUUUGAAGUUACCUUGGAUUCACAGAAGCAGUUUUUCUACAUUGAUGACACAGAAUUACACGUUACAAUUUCUGCAAGAUUCACUUAUGGAAAAGAAGUUGAAGGUCGAGCCUUUGUUCUGUUUGGAAUAUUGAAAAAUGGUGAAAAGUUGAGCAUUGCAAAGUCACUUCAAACAGUGCCUAUUAUAAAUGGCCAUGGAGAAGCUGUCCUGGAAAAGGACCACUUGAUUGGCAGCUUCGAAGACAUUAACUCACUGGUUGGAAGUUCAAUCUAUGUUACUGCAAGUGUUAUCACACAUACAGGCAGUGACCUUGUAGAAGCAGAAAAAACAGGCAUAAAAAUAGUUGUCAGCCCAUAUACAAUCUUGUUCACCAAAACUUCCAAGUAUUACAAGCCUGGGAUGCCCUUCGACAUGAUGGUCUAUGUAACAAAUCCUGAUGGUUCCCCUGCCAGUGGAGUUCCUGUGAAGUAUGACAAUGCUGAUGUCAAGUCCAAAACCCAUGCUGAUGGAAUUGCUAAGUUGACAAUAAAUACGCCUGGAGAGCCAAGGAACUUUCAUAUAAGAGUUUCAACAGAAGUUCCCAAUACUCCCCGUCAACGACAGGCAUCUGCAAUGAUGACUGCAGAGCCCUAUAUGACACAAGGUGGUUCAUCAAACUACCUGCACAUUGGCAUUUCACAAACAGAUCUAAGUCCAGGUGAAGAUUUAUUGGUUAAUCUGAACCCCCGAAAUGACAAUGCUCAAGUUCGGGAGAAGAUAAAGUACUUCACCUAUAUGUUGAUUAACAAAGGGAGGAUAGUCAGGUUCGGAAGACAGGAAAGAACGCAGAAUCAAGUCAUGGUGACCAUGCAAAUUCCAAUCAACCCGAAUUUAAUUCCAUCAUUCCGACUCUUAGUUUAUUACUACAUUGAAAAGGGAUCACAGGUCGAAGUUGUUGCCGAUUCUGUGUGGAUUGAUGUGAAGGACACAUGCAUGGGAACACUGAAGGUUUCUGCUGCAAAUCCAAUUGAUGACAAAAAAUUAUACAAACCUGGAAGUGGGUUCAAACUGAAACUGAGAGGGGAUCCUGGAGCAAGGGUCGGACUUGUUGCCGUUGAUAAAGCAGUGUUUGCACUGAGUAAGAAGAAUAAAAUAACGCAGAGUAAGAUCUGGAGUGUGGUGGAGAAAAGUGAUAUUGGUUGCACUCCUGGAGGUGGUAGAAAUUUCCUCGGUGUCUUCUCAGAUGCAGGAUUAGCCUUUGCAACGAGCACUGAUGUCAAGACCGAAACAAGAGCAGAGCUGAAGUGUCAACAGCCAAAGAAACGCAAGCGUCGUGCAGCAAAUUUGGGGGAGGCCAAGGAAGAGAAAUUGAGGAAGUUCACAGACAAACUUCUGCGUCAGUGUUGCGAAGCCGGGAUGAAGGAGAACUUCAUGCGUUUCAGCUGCAGUAAAAGACAGAGAAGGAUAACACUUGGAAAACCAUGUGCAGAUGCCUUCAGAGAAUGUUGCGAGCAUGUUCACCAAUUUAAGAAGAAGCUUCUCGAAAGCAUGAUGAGUUUAGCCCGGAGUGCCGAUGAUGAAUAUUACACUCCUUAUGAGGACAUAACAGCCAGGUCUAACUUCCCAGAAAGCUGGCUAUGGCAGAUGUAUACUUUUCCACAAAAACUUGACAGCAAUGGCCAUGCAUCAAUGGAGAUAGCUCAAUACCUUAAAGACUCGAUCACUACUUGGGAAAUACAAGCUGUCAGUGUGUCUCCAAAAGAAGGAGUGUGCAUUGCUCAACCCUACGAAUUGACAGUAAUGAAAAACUUUUUCAUUGACCUUCGAAUUCCUUACUCAGUUGUCCGCAAUGAACAAGUGGAAAUCAGAGCAAUCCUCUACAAUUAUCAUGAUGAUGAAAUUAAAGUUCGUGUGGAGUUUCCUUACAAUGAGAACCUGUGCAGCAAUGCAAAACCAACAAGGCGAUACUUUGUUUCAGUCACUAUUCCUGCAAAAUCAUCCACUGCGGUGCCUUAUGUUAUAGUUCCACUAACAGUUGGAGAAAUAGCGAUCGAAGUCAAGGCCUCAGUUUUGAAUGUAUUUGUGACUGACGGAGUGAGAAAGUCCCUCCGAGUGGUGCCAGAAGGAGUUAAAGUGGAACUCCCAGUGGAUACUCACAAUUUGGAACCUAAAGGUAAAGUCCAAAAGUUUGAUGUUUCUAUAGAAGCCCCCGAUGACAUGGUUCCGAAUACAGAACCAUUGACAUUCAUCAGCGCUCAAGGAAAUCUUUUGGCUGAAACAAUUGAAAAUGUCAUCGAAGCAUCGAAUCUGAAACAUCUAAUCAGAGUUCCGACUGGAUGUGGUGAGCAGAACCUGGCGUCAAUGACCCCAGUGUUGAUUGUUACAACGUACCUGGACAGAACCAAUCAGUGGACAAAGUUGGGAGUGAACCUCAGAGAAACUGCAGUGAAGAAUAUUCAACAAGGUUAUGUCCAAGAACUGGCAUAUCGCAAGGAGGAUGGUUCUUUCGCAGCAUUUUUAAGUCGACCAUCCAGCACAUGGUUGACUGCCUAUGUGGUUAAGGUGUUUGCAAUGGCGCAUAACUUGAUCACAGUUGACGCAAAUGUACUCUGUGGAGCUGUGAAGUGGCUGAUAUUAAACAAACAGAAACCUGAUGGUUACUUCAAGGAGGAGUAUGGAGUUAUUCAUGGAGAGAUGAUUGGAGGAAUCAGACAAUCAGAAGGCGACGUGCCGUUGACUGCAUUUGUGCUGAUAGCACUAAUUGAAGCUAAAAGUUAUUGCUCGCAUUAUGUUACGAGUUAUGAAAACAGUAUCAAUAAAGCAUCAGAUUACCUGGAGCGGCACAUAGAUGGCCUUGAGAGAUCGUAUGGUGCAGUACUUUCAGCCUAUGCCCUUUCACUGUUGGGUAUAAACAAGGAGGACGUUGUCAUGAAAUUUGCUUCACCAGACAAAUCAUACUGGCCAGUGGCAGGAAAUGCUAACUCUCUGUACACUAUUGAGGCCACAGGAUAUGCCCUUCUAUUCUUCUUGCAGCAGGAGCGGUAUGAGCAAGCUGGUAAAUUAGUGAGAUGGCUGUCAAAAAGGAGCGAAUAUGGAGGAGGCUACAGCUCCACUCAGGCGACAAUAGUUGCAUUGCAAGCACUGGCCAGGUACAUGAUUGAUGUUCCUGAAUACAAGGAGGUUGACUUGGAUGUGGAGCUGUCCAUUCCUAGCAGGAGCAGAAGUAUUCCUUGGAAGUUUGAUACAGGAAAUGCAUAUGUAACAAGAUCAUUAAAGCUCAAUUCUUUUGAAAGGUUUUCUGUUCUCGCAAGUGGGAGAGGACAAGGAACACUGAAAGUUUUUACAACUUAUUAUGCAUUGUUGCCUAAGGAAAGGAAGGAAUGCAAGAACUUCAAUUUGGAAGUAACUGUUGAAGAGGUUGAGGAAGCUAAACGACCUGAAGGUGCUCUGAAUACUCUCCUGAUAAAUAUCUGUGCACGCUAUCAGAGCAAUACAGAAUCCUCAAUGGUUAUUUUAGACAUUUCCAUGUUAACUGGAUUCUCUCCAGAUACCAAUGAUCUUGGUCAGCUUAAAAAUGGAAUAGAGGAUUAUAUAUCAAGAUUUGAACUGGACAAGGCAUUAUCCACCAGGGGAUCACUGAUCAUUUAUUUAGAUUCGGUAUCAAAUCUAGAAGACACUUGCAUUGCAUUUAAAGUGCACCAGUUCUACAAAGUUGGAUUCAUUCAACCAGCCUCUGUCAAGAUCUAUGAAUAUUAUGAUACAACAAAGAGUUGCACUAGAUUCUACAAUGUCCCUGGAAACAGUGGGAUGCUCAGCAAAAUCUGCCAAGGUGAUGUGUGCAAAUGUGCCGAAGGAAGCUGCGUUUCUGUAAAGACAAAGCGAGAAAACCCUGCAAAACGUGAAGAAAUGUCAUGUGCCCCAGGAACCGAUUAUGUUUACAAAGUGACAUUCCUUGAGAAGGAACAGAGAGACAAUUACAUUUUCUACAAAAUGGAAAUUCAGACUCUUAUCAAACAAGGAAGUGAUCCAGUCGCUGAAAGGGAAACGAGACGACUAAUCACACAUCUCAACUGUGAUGAAACAUUUCAUGUGGAACUGAACCAAAAUUAUCUAAUAAUGGGACAGAGCCAAGAUCUGUGGCUGGAUGAGGGAAGAGUGAACUAUCUGGUUGGAGAACACACUUGGGUAGAAAGGUGGCCAACUGAAGUAGAAUGCCAAGAGGAGAAGUACAGACAACUCUGUGAAGACCUAGUAAUGUUUUCUGAAAAUCUCCAGUUUCACGGGUGUGGAAACUAAUUACUUUACAGCUUGAAAUAAGUGGGCAAAAAUAUGUGUACAAUAAAUUCUUCAAUAAAUGAUGCUACAUAAUCAAGUUUUAAAGAGUCAAAACUGAUUUUCUCUUCACUGCAAAAAUUUGGAAGAAUGGUAAUCAGCAGCAUUGUAUUCAAUGCAAGUUAGUUUAAUAGUACCAUCUGGAUGGUAAAAUCCAACCUCAGUCAUAAUAGAAUACCAAUGACUGAUUGGUCUGUCUGGAAAAGAUUACAGACCGUGUGUCUUUAAGAUGGUGUUUAAACGUCUAAUGAUUACAGCAUUGAUGUGGUUGUAUUUUGUAGAAUUAGGUUUGUGAUCAUUUAUAUCAAGAUGUAAUUGGUUAAGAAUCUGGCAUUAAAAUGCUUUUUAUCUCA
This is a messenger RNA of Pristis pectinata (smalltooth sawfish), 5380 nucleotides long. RefSeq names its product complement C3-like. Gene Ontology annotation, molecular function: protein binding; endopeptidase inhibitor activity. Lineage: Eukaryota; Metazoa; Chordata; Chondrichthyes; Rhinopristiformes; Pristidae. The transcript is spliced from 41 exons. Gene Ontology annotation, cellular component: extracellular region. Bases 33 to 4991 code for a protein of 1652 amino acids. The record is from RefSeq and is a predicted model, not a curated record.